This is a messenger RNA of Vespa crabro (European hornet), 1167 nucleotides long. RefSeq lists its product as uncharacterized. Bases 36 to 1082 code for a protein of 348 amino acids. The transcript is spliced from 5 exons. NCBI's taxonomy places the organism in Eukaryota, Metazoa, Arthropoda, Insecta, Hymenoptera, Vespidae. The record is from RefSeq and is a predicted model, not a curated record.
UUAUGCAACAUUGUUCUCACCAAUGACAGUAUUCAAUGUUUUCAACUAAAGAGAAAUUAAUACAACGUACAGGACAAAAUGGCGUAGGCCGAUAUGAUUUUUUAAAACUUUUAAUAAACGAAUUUAAAACGACUUCGUCUAAAGAUGCGAAGGAGCAAGUAUUAGCAAAUUUGGUUAAUUUUUCUUAUGAUCCUAUUAAUUAUGAAUAUUUAAGACAGCUUAAAGUAAUCGAUUUAUUUCUUCAUAUUUUAUCCGAAGAUAAUCCUAUUUUUGUACGUUUUGCUAUAGGAGGUAUUUGUAAUUUAUGCUUAGAUCCAAUAAAUAAAGCAUAUAUCUUACGCAAUCAAGGCAUUUCAUUAGUAUCAUCAUUACUUAAUUCUCGUGACGAAGGAACCAUACUAUCAUCAAUUACAACUUUAAUGUUUAUAAUAACACCCGAAUUUAUAAAUGAUAUAGUUUCACCUACAGUUAUUAAACAUAUGCAUGAUUUUUCUAAUAGUACAAAUAAUCGUAUAAAAAAUUUGGCUACAAUAUUUUUAAGCGAUUAUUGCCAAGGACAUAAUAUUGAAAAGAUUAAUGAUAAAAAUGAUGUAUAUAGCAGUGACAAAUUUGCCAAAGUGAUUAUGUCACGUAUUUCUCUUUUUUAUUAUAAUAUAAAAAAAUAUUGUACGAAAACUCCUAUCAAGGUAUAUUCUUCAAGCUUAAAAGUUGGAGAUAGGAUAUCAAUUUUUAAAACAAUAACAAACAGUGAUGUGUUAAAUUUUGCAAAGUUAACUAACGAUUAUAAUCCGAUACAUAUUACUUCUGAAAAAAAUAUUGUUCAUGGAGCUUUACUUAAUGGUUUAGUGUCGGGUGUACUUGGUACAAAAUUACCAGGCCCGGGUACAAUUGUUACGGAACAAUCCCUUAAAUUUCCAAAUUCGUGUUACGUCGGUGACACUGUAGAAAUAAUAAUACAAAUAAUAUCUGUACGCAAAAUUAUAAAAUGUGAAUAUACUUUAAUUUCAAAUGGAGAACAAAUAGUUCUAAAGGGCGAAGCAAAGUUAAUUAUGAAGACAAAUAGUAUAAAUAGUGUUAAAUAAUUGCUUUAUAGAUGUAAAAACAUUAAGGAAAAAAGUCAAUAAAAACAAUUUAUAUUUUACAAUUAAAUGUAUCUGGUGAAUGAAA